Penicillium bovifimosum is the source of this 1380-nucleotide messenger RNA. RefSeq names its product Dor1-like family protein. The coding region runs from base 1 to 1380 and encodes 459 amino acids. Gene Ontology annotation, biological process: cytoplasm to vacuole targeting by the Cvt pathway; intra-Golgi vesicle-mediated transport. Gene Ontology annotation, cellular component: COG complex. Lineage: Eukaryota; Fungi; Ascomycota; Eurotiomycetes; Eurotiales; Aspergillaceae. The transcript has a single exon. The record is from RefSeq and is a predicted model, not a curated record.
AUGGCCGACUUGCUGGAGCUGCUGGCUCCACAUCUCGAUCCAAGUCAUUCUCACGAUGUGACCACCGACAAAUACCUCAAUCGCCUAUCCACCUUGUCCCUGGACGCGCUCCAAACUACGGAACCCUCAUCCCUCGCCCAAUCCGCCCACUCGACCCUUCUGUCCCUUCAAGCCCUAUCGAACCGUUCACACCGAGCAUUGAUCACAUCUGCCGAUAAUCUGUCAACGUUACGUACAUCUAUUCCGCAAUUGACCCACGAGGCGCAACAGCUCCGCCAUGCCGUCCCAAAACUCGACGAGGAGGCCGUUGGGUUCUCCACCAAAUACAGUAAGAUCACAGAUAAUGCCGCCCUGGAACGACGGAAAAAGGCCAUGCAGCUGUCACGUAAUGUUGAUCGACUGUCUGAUAUCUUGGAACUACCGAGUCUGCUGUCCAAAGCAGUCUCCGCCGCCUCAACCAACUCCGGCACUGGCGCCUCCUCUACGACCUAUUCUUCUGCACUCGACUUGCAUGCACAUAUCAAGCGACUUCAAACAUUAUACCCCGAAUCACCAUUGAUUCAAGAUGUAGCAUCUCAGGCUGAGGAUGCUAUGAAGGACAUGACGAGCAAUCUGAUCAUCGGGCUCCGGGCCCAGCACCUACGACUUGCAGCUGGAAUACGAACUGUGGGGUGGCUGCGGCGAGUAUCCCCGGACCUUGAAAUGCUUCAGAGUGACGGGGCCGCCGGGACUGGAGAAGGCGCUCUUGGGGCCAUCUUCCUAGUCUGCAGACUGGCGCAUUUGGUAUCCACCCUUGAAGCUCUGGAUCCCCUCCGAGAGCUAGCAGAUCAGGAGACCCAACGGAGGCUCGGCGGCAAGGACAAAUCAGACACGACCUCGUGGUCUGAUGGUCAGCAGACUGACCGCUACCUAAAAAAAUACAUCGAGAUCUUCCGUGAGCAGAGCUUCGCAAUUGUCUCCCUAUACAAGAAUAUAUUUGAGGAGCAAUCCGAAUCCGACAUUGCUACCUCGGGACUACGAGGUGCAGACGCCCACUUCAAGUCCAAGUCCAAGCCAGCACACUCAGAUGACCCUUUGCAACGCCUCCCGCCGGCUUUGGCUACUUUUCCGAUGCACCUUGUGCAAUUGCUUACGGAUACUCUGCGCACAUAUCUUCCCAACGUCCGAGACCGAAGUUCGAGGGAAAGUCUUCUCACCCAGCUUUUGUACUGUGCUGCCAGUCUUGGUCGCCUUGGCGGUGACUUCGGCAUGAUUUUGACAGAGCUGAGCGAGGAGGAAGAUACCGACGACAUGGCCUAUGAAUGGGAGGAGGUCAUGCGCAAACACCGAGCGUUGGCGGGACGUCUCGAAGAGCUGACCAGUCGCGUGUCUGUAAAUUAA